This is a messenger RNA of Rhipicephalus microplus (southern cattle tick), 811 nucleotides long. RefSeq lists its product as uncharacterized. The record is from RefSeq and is a predicted model, not a curated record. NCBI's taxonomy places the organism in Eukaryota, Metazoa, Arthropoda, Arachnida, Ixodida, Ixodidae.
GUGUGUGAGGAAACGACGGACGAAGACGGAGCCCGUAAUUUGCAAACCACCAGUUCAUCAACCGCCGGCGAGAUGGGAACGGGCCCAGCGCCACAAGGGAAAAGAAGUGGCGGAGCUCCUGAGUGGACACCAGGGGAAACUAAACUCCUAUUAGACUAUCACUAUAAAUACUUCCCUGAAGUUGGCCCUUUCAAAAAGUAUAAAAACAAGAAGAUGCUUUUUAAACAGGUUUCCCAGGAUCUGGCUGAUGUGCUUGGAGGCAGCAAAACGCCACAGCAAUGUGAAAAUCGCGUAAAAACGGUAAUAAGGCAAAAGAGAAAAGCGUGCGAUAAUAACAAGUCCGGUGCUCAACCUUGCCCUGUCCCAUUCGACGAUGAAAUGCGAAAAAUUGAAAGCAUUGACGACAGCCUCGAGCCCGAAGUCCAAAGGGACUCUUAUGGAGCGACGUACAAGGCAACUUCAUCAAGUUCUGACAGCUCAGCUGAUGUACCCUCAACUUCACCUGAAAUCUCCAGUACUCCGGCGAGUGGUUCAGACAGUGGGAAAAGCACAAAAGGGCCAGCAGACACCAAGAAAAGGAAACUUCGCGCUAGUACCAGUCGUAUGCAGCAGAUGCAAUAUUUUUUUUGACCAAAUGCGAGCUAUUAGUGCAGAGCGAGCGGCUCGCAGGGAAGAGCUAGAAAAAGAAAAGGACAUGAGGCGUUGCGAGCUCAGCGCAUUCAAGAACGCCAGGAGCGCCGCAAGAAGACAAACUUCAGCUCAUCCGCGAGGCCCUGGGGUUCAAGCAAUAAAGAGGUGCACUUUGAAAAAA